Molecule: messenger RNA, 1765 nt
Organism: Malurus melanocephalus (red-backed fairy wren)
Lineage: Eukaryota; Metazoa; Chordata; Aves; Passeriformes; Maluridae
Gene: SYTL1
Product: synaptotagmin like 1
Exons: 14
Coding region: 298-1752 (484 amino acids)
Biological process (GO): exocytosis; intracellular protein transport
Cellular component (GO): exocytic vesicle; plasma membrane
Molecular function (GO): neurexin family protein binding; small GTPase binding
Source: RefSeq, a predicted model, not a curated record
GGCGGGUGCUGCUGGCUCCAGUCCCUGAUUUCGCGGAGGCGCUGCGGUUGAGUCACCCCGGGCGGGCACCGGGCGGGGCGGGGACCGGGGACACCCGCGAGGGUCCCGUGCGGGGCCGGGGGCACAGAGACCCCCGCCCGGGCAGGUGGUGGCUGUGUUCCGGGGUGGGGGGACACCCCGUGCGCCGGCGGUAAACAGGAUACGAGCGGCUGCGGCGGGGAGAGGCGGCGGCAUCACCCCGGCCCCGCAGGAUGAGCCGGAGGGAUCGUCCUCAGCGGCCCCGAGGUGCCUCUCCAGAUGUUGGCAUCGCUGGUGCACGCCCGGCACGCUGAGCACCCCGYGUCCCCUCGGGGUGUCCCCCGGCUGUCCCCAGAGCCCGCCAUGGCCCUGGAGCCCGAGGCGCUGCUGGACCUGAGCUUCCUGACGGACGAGGAGCGGAGCUGCAUCGCCGAGGUGCUGCGCCGGGACUGGCAGCUCCGCCGGCGAGAGGAGGGGCGCAUCAGCAAACUCCGCAAGUCGGUGUCGGACCCGGCGCGGCUGCGGAGCCUCACCGGGGACUGGUUCUGCGACGCCCGCGCCCAGCGGCACCGGCCCCAGCUGGGCUCCGACCUGGUCCGAGCCUCCAUCCGCCGCAGGAGGCGGCCCCGGGGAGCGGGGGAGCUGCAGCGCGGCCCCGGUGCGGGUGAGCUGGAGCGCAUCGGGGAGCGGCUGGCCGAGGAGAAGGAGCAGCAGGAGGAGGAGGAGGAGGAGGAGCAGGAGGGGGUGUCACACACGGAGCAGAGUCCCCCCUCGGAGGAGGUGCAGGAGCCCCCGGAGCCCCAGCCCAUCCCUCCUGGCCGGGCCGGGGAGGGGACCCCGGUGCCACCGCCCGUGCUGCAGGGUGACAGCGCAGCGAGGGAGCAGGAGAGCACAGCCCGGCCAGGUGACGGGRGAGGGGGGAACCCCUUCUGCACAUCCAGCACCGAGGAGGAUGAGGAGGAGCCCAACUCUGCACGCAGCAGCCGCGAUGGGGGGCAGAGCCCAGAGACCCCCCAGGCACAGGAGAAGGUCCCCGAACCGCUGUCCCCACAGAACGGGCACCCGGCCCCGAGCCUGAGGAGCACCAGCUCGUCCGUGUCCAGCCUCAGCUCCUCCACGCUGAGCGGGAGCCUGAUGAGCCUGUACAGCGAGGGCGAGCUGGGCAGGGUCCCCGUGCGCGGCUGUGUCCAGUUCUCCCUGCGCUACGAGGCGGCCCGGGAGGAGCUGCAGGUGCACGUUCUGCGCUGCCGGGAGCUGGCCGAGGCCAAGAAGCAGCGCUCGGACCCCUACAUCAAGACGUACCUGCUGCCCGACAAAUCCAACCGCAGCAAGCGCAAGACGGCCGUGAGGAAGAGGAGCUUGGAUCCCGUCUUCAAUGAGACCCUCAAGUACAAACUGGACAAGAGGGACCUGCAGGGCCGGACCCUGAACCUCUCCGUGUGGCACCACGACAGCCUGAGCAGGAACCUGUUCCUGGGCGAGGUGGAGGUGGCAUUGGGCACCUGGGACUGGGCCAACACCCGGCCCGAGUGGUUCAGCCUGCAGCCACGGGUGCCCAUCCCCUCGGACGGCCUCGCCAGCCGGGGCAGCCUCAACCUGGCACUGAAAUUCAUCCCCGCCGGCUCGGAAGGAGCGGGGAUGCCGCCCACGGGAGAGCUGCACAUCUGGGUGAAGGAUGCUCAGAGCCUCAUCCCGCUGCACAGCGGCUCCGUGGAUGCCUUCGUGCAGUGGUGAGGGGGGUGACACC